ACUUCAUUGUUCAUUCACCUCUCAAUCACUGUCUCACUCUCUCCUCUCUCUCUCUCUCUCUCUCUCUCUCUCUCUCUCCAGCCUCCAGCCUAAUGAUGUGAGAUCCGUAUACGAAUCACACAUACAUACACUGAGCUUAGCUGUUCAUGACGCAAAUGCUGGUGAUCAGAUUCUAUUCCUCCCCUCUCCCCUAGCUACCACCACGGCUGCGCUGUGCUCUGCUGUUGCUCACAGCGACCAACACCGACACACCGACUGCUUCUUCCCUCCCUCCCAAUCUCUACCCUGUGCUGAGGCCACCACCCACCGUCCCGGUUCGGAGCUGCAGAGACCGCCUGCGACAGCCGGAGCAAUGCUGGGAGCCAGACCGAAAUCUGCGGCGGCAGAGAGCAAGAGCGGCAAGACCACGCCGCCGACGCCCAAGGGUGGGGGCGGCAGGCCGAGCAAGCCGGGCCCCGCCAAGCCGGCCAAUGGCACUCCGCCGCAGGCGCCGCGCGCCGCAGAUAGGUCCCCUGGUUCGGCGGACAAGCCGCCGUCUGGCGACCGCCGCACGCCCAAGGUCUUCGCCCGCCUCAGCACGCCGCCUGCAGAGAAGCAAAGCAGCGCCGUGAAGCAGUCUCACGAACUGCAGGCGCAGCUCGCCGCGGUUCAGGAGGAGCUGAAGAGGGCAAAGGAGCAGCUGGUGGAGAAGGAGAAGGAGAAGGGCCAAGUCCUUGAAGAGCUGGAGGAUGCCAAGCGGCUGGCCGACGAGGCCAAUGCGAACCUGCUGGUCGCGCUCGCAGCGCGGAAGAAGGCGGAGGAGGCCUCCGAGACCGAGAUGUUCCGCGCGGUCGAGCUGGAGCAGACGAGCAUCGAGUCCAUGCAGAGGAAGGAGGAGGAGCUGCAGAGGAAGCUGGAGAGCAUGCGGAGCCAGCAGGAGUCAGAUGCUGCCGCCCUGCGGUCCACAGUGGAGCAGCUCGAGAAGGCUAGGUAUGAGCUGGCUGAUGCGAUCGAUGCCAAGAACUUGGCGCUCAAUCAGGUGGAUGAUGCUAUCCGGCUCAAUGAAGUGAAUGCUCAUAAGGUGGACGUUCUCAACACAGAGGUUGCUCGCCUGAAAGAAUUGCUUGACACUGAGCUGGAUAGCAAAGAGAGAGAAGGCGCUGAGCAAAUCAUGAGGCUCGAGGCGGAGGUCUCUGCACUGAAGAGUGAGCUCCAGAAGGCAAAGGAUGCUGAAGAGAAGGUAGCUGAAUUGGGGGAUGUGAUCGAAGGGCUGAGAGUUGAUGCUGCCAAUGCUAUGAAGGCCAGAGCAGAGGCAGAGGAGCUAGCUGAUGAAUGGAAGCAAAAGGCUGAAAUUCUGGAAAUUAAAUUGGAGGCAGCCAACCAGUCUUACAUGUUGAAGGUUGAUUCCUUGAACUCAGUGAUGAAAGAAUUGGAUGCAGCAAGCACCUUGCUUUCAGAGAAAGAGUCUGAACUUUCUGACCUUCAGAACAAGUUGCAGGCCUUGGAAGAUGAGGUAGCUAGGCAGAAUGAAGAUAUUAUUGCAUCUAAUGAGCGUCUUGAUGUUGCUGAGAAAGAGGCGUUUGAACUGAGGGAAGAGAUCAAUGAGCUUCAGUCAAAGCUCCAAGCACUGGAAGAAGAGAAGAUGGAUGCUAUUAACAAUGAGAACAAUGCAAGUUCACAAAUUGAGUCAAUAUGUGAAGAGAAAGAGAGGCUGGCUAAGGAACUAGAAACUAGCAAAGAUGAGUAUGAGAAAGUUAAGAAGGCCAUGGAAGAUCUAGCCUCAGCGUUGCAUGAAAUGUCCGGUGAGGCAAGAGAGGCACGGGAGAGGUAUCUGAACAAACAAGAAGAGAUUGAGCGUGCCAAAGCACAAAUCGAGGAGCUCAACAUGAAUCUCAAGAACACCCAGGAGAACUAUGAAGUGAUGCUUGAUGAAGCAAACUAUGAGAGAGUCUGCUUGAAGAAGACGGUGGAGCGAAUGGAGGCAGAGGCGAAGAAUACAUCUGAGGAGUGGCAAUCCAAAGAGGUCAGCUUUGUGAGCUCCAUCAAAAAGUCAGAAGAAGAAAUAGGUACAAUGAGGGUUGAGAUGGAUAAGGUGGUAGAGAAGGUGCAAGACUGCGAAAAUAGAAAUGCUGAGCUGGAGGAGAAGCUGAAGGAGCUGGAAGCUCAGGUAGAGGAAGCAAACAGAGCCAAGGAUGAAGCCAAAGCUGAAGCUUUGAGCUGGAAAGAAAAGCUGCUAGACAAAGAGAAUGAAUUGCAGAACAUAAAACAGGAGAAUGAUGAGCUACAGGUCAAAGAGUCGAAUGCUUCAGAGAAGCUGAAGGAGCUAUCUUCCGUGCUUGGCAAUGCUAAAGUGCUAAAUGGAACAGGUCCAAAAGAUGAGAAUGACAAGGGAAAUACGAAGGAUGAUGAUCAUGUAGUGAUCUCUACAAAGAUGUGGGAGAACAGCAAGGUCACUGACUACGAUCUAUCUACAGAGAAAGAGAAAGAUGGUGAAUCAGAAUUUGAUCUGGAGUCCAACAAGGGAGACGCUGCCUCUGACGGCCACAGGCUGUCCAUAGACAACAGGACGAACAACAACACGAAGCUGGCAAUCAAGCAGCAGCAACCGAAGAAGCCUCUCAUGAAGAAAUUUGGUGGUUUGUUGAAGAAGAAAAGCCAGCAUUAGAAUAAAUCGAACCAUCUCAAAGAAAAAAAAAAGUAUAUCGAUGUAUGCCAUGGAUGACUAUUUCUCUAGCUUCACCUUCACUUUGGUUCAGCAGAACUGCAGGGUUCGCCGUAAAGAUAAUAGUAUAAGAAGUUUCAGAAGAGAACAGAAGGGUGAUGUAUUUGCUUCCCUUUUUCUGUUUAAUUUCUUAUAUUGUGCAUGUUUUGAGGAGCAUUGAUACUCUAGUCCAUGUAUUUCUUCGCCUGCUGGGGUAAUGUUAAUGUAAAGGGAAUUGGGAUUUCGAUUCAUUUGUUCCCGUAUAUACUUCACAGCAUUUGUGAGUGUAAAAUAUUUGUAGCAGAGAACCAAGAUGGAGCUGCACUUCCUCUGUCUUGAUGACUUGAGUUGAGUCCAGUGUGAAGGUCUGUGAACAGUGCAUGUCAAUGUACUUGAGCUA
Molecule: messenger RNA, 3080 nt
Organism: Sorghum bicolor (sorghum)
Lineage: Eukaryota; Viridiplantae; Streptophyta; Magnoliopsida; Poales; Poaceae
Product: WEB family protein At5g16730, chloroplastic
Exons: 3
Coding region: 353-2644 (763 amino acids)
Biological process (GO): reciprocal meiotic recombination
Source: RefSeq, a predicted model, not a curated record